GACACGUGCAGCCUUCUUCUACCAAUGGGCCCCACACCGGAGGCUGCUUUGAUGUAGAGAGGCUUCCCCCAGCAGCUGGCUGUAUCACCUUGUGAGGGAGGGGAGGCAGGCAACCAUUAACUCCUUCAUGUCCAUCUCUGACGAAAGGCAACGCCCCCUCCCCAUAAACAAACUGCACGUUUCCACCACAGACAAGAGAACCUUUCAGGCUCCAUUGUUGGCACCGUGUUCCCUACAUGCCAGGGGUUAAUGGGUACAAUCCGCGCUGAGAAGUUUGCCGCGCGGUUCUUUCUCUGGGCGAGGAAAUAAACAACUGCCCAUUCAGAUUAGUGAAGGGAGUGCGAUUACGGCUGCAGGUUCUGCAGUGGGAGGUUUGGAGCCGGAGCUCCACUUUCUUCCUGUUUCAUUUAGUGACGGUGCAGGGGAAGAGGGUCCGCUCCGGGGGUUGGCUGCUGGGUUGUGUUUGGUUUUUUUGCUCUCCACUUUCCUUCGUGAAGGUUUGGGAAAGAAAAGGGGUGGGAGGGACGCGGCAAUAGCAAGGCUGUGUCAGGUUUGCGUCCGGAGACCCGCCUAAUUAUUUGUUUCCAUUGCAUAGUGCUUCCCCCCUAGCCUGUGCAGCCGGAGCCGGCCUGCUCCAGGGGUAGAGUGCAGCAGGAGCCGUAGUACCGGAGCCGGCCUGUGCAGCAGCAGGAGCCGGCCUGCUCCAGGGGUAGAGUACAGCAGCAGCCUGAAUACCGGAACCGGCCUGCUCCAGGGGUAGAGUGCAGCAGCCGAGGUGCCGGAGCCGGCCUGCUUCAGGGGUAGAGUGCAGCAGGAGCCGUAGUACCGGAGCCGGCCUGUGCAGCAGCAGGAGCCGGCCUGCUCCAGGGGUAGAGUACAGCAGCAGCCUGAAUACCGGAGCCGGCCUGCUUCAGGGGUAGAGUGCAGCAGCCGAGGUGCCGGAGCCGGCCUGCUUCAGGGGUAGAGUGCAGCAGGAGCCGUAGUACCGGAGCCGGCCUGUGCAGCAGCAGGAGCCGGCCUGCUCCAGGGGUAGAGUACAGCAGCAGCCUGAAUACCGGAGCCGGCCUGCUUCAGGGGUAGAGUGCAGCAGCAGCCGAGGUGCCGGAGCCGGCCUGCUUCAGGGGUAGAGUGCAGCAGCAGCCGGGGUGCCGGAGCCGGCCUGCUUCAGGGGCAAAGUGCAGCAGCAGCCGGGGAGCCGGACACGACCUGCUCCAGGGGCAAAGUGCAGCCAUAGGCAUGAGCUUUCUGCGUGUCAGAGCAGUGCUGUCUCAAGGCUGGCACCGCAAACCAUCCUGGCCCCCCAUCGGUGCCGCUCGGCCCAUUGUGGACAUGUCUUACUCCCACCACUUUGUGGAUUUUCACGGCUCUUCUAUCCCCACCUUUAUGAAAAAGCUGGUGGUCACUCAGCUGAGCCCUGACUUCAAAAAGGCAGUUACUUUAAUGCCCAAUGUGCCAGUGCCAGUUCCAGGGGAUGGAGAGCUCCUCGUCAGGAACCGAUACAUUGGCAUCAAUGCAUCGGACGUAAACUUUGCAUCUGGCCGAUAUGAAAUGUCUGCAAUGCCCCCCUUUGAUGUUGGAUUUGAAGGAAUCGGUGAAGUAGUAGCCCUAGGGCUCAGUGCUAGUAAACAUUUUGCAGUUGGGCAACCUGUAGCUUAUGUGAAAAGUGGUUCUUUUGCUGAAUAUACAAAUAUACCAGCCGAUAUAGCUGUUCCUGUACCAGUAGUAAAACCAGAGCUUUUAACUUUGCUGAUCAGUGGCACUACUGCUUACAUCAGUCUCAAAGAGUUUGGGUACUUGUCUGAAGGAAAGAAGGUCUUGGUGACUGCUGCUGCUGGUGGAACAGGACAAUUUGCCGUACAACUUGCAAAAAAUGCCAAAUGCUAUGUUAUUGGGACAUGUUCUUCCGAAGAGAAGGCCGGAUUCCUGAAGUCUAUAGGCUGUGAUCUCCCAAUCAACUACAAAUCUGAAAAAGUGGCUUCAGUUAUUAAGAAAAAAAUUCCAGAGGGAGUAGAUGUUGUGUAUGAGUCUAUUGGAGGGGAAAUGUUUGACACAUCAGUCAACUGUUUAGCAACAAAAGGUCACCUUAUCAUAAUUGGUUUUAUUUCCGGCUAUCAGACAUCUAGUGGUAUUUUGCCCAUAAAUUCAGGGGCUUUACCUGCAAUUUUGCUACGCAAAUCUGCAAGUGUUCAUGGUUUUUUCUUGACCCAUUAUAUGACGGAAUACAAGGAAGCAUUAAUAGAUUUGGUAAAGAUGUACCACAGUGGAAAACUGGUGUGUGAGGUAGACAGUGGAGAACAAUCACCAGAAGGCAAGUUCAUUGGUUUGGAGUCUGUAUUCCGGGCUGUAGAUUAUAUGUACACAGGGAAAAACAUUGGAAAAAUUGUAGUUGAAUUACCUCACCUUGUCAACAGCAAGCUGUAAAAACAGAACAAUGAUAUAAAUCACUUUGAAAAUGUGAUUUCUGCCAGGAAAUGUCUGAAACAUGUCGUUAAUGGAUGGUGCAUUAAAAAAAAUUCAUAUGUAGGUGUUACUAAAAUGUUUUCAUUCAACAAUAAAUAGCUUAGUAAAUUUUAGGAUACCUCAUUGAUAUUGCACGAAUUAACCUCCCAAGUGCCUAAAUAAAGGGUGAGAUUAUAAAAAAAAAAAGGGGGUAAUAAGAUGAAAGAAUAAUGCAUUGUAUAUGAUUUUUUUUUUUCUAUGUAGGGGUUAAUAAAAUGUUUUCAACAAUAAAUGGCUUAUGAAAUCUUAAAAUAUGAGAUUGCAUCCGUUAACCUCACAAGAAUAAUGAAUUUUACGUGUAUUUUUGCAUAGGGGAAAAAUGUUUUGCUUUGUAAUUUUAUUAAAAAAAUGUAAAUCUUAUAUUUAAUAUAGGAAUUGGUGUAUAGACAUGUUUUCAUAUUUUUGGCAUAUUUCAGUCCCGUUGUAAAAUAAAACCAUAUGCAAUAAUA
This is a messenger RNA of Bufo gargarizans (Asiatic toad), 2948 nucleotides long. RefSeq names its product zinc binding alcohol dehydrogenase domain containing 2 (gene PTGR3). Gene Ontology annotation, molecular function: oxidoreductase activity; zinc ion binding. The transcript is spliced from 2 exons. Bases 1237 to 2421 code for a protein of 394 amino acids. NCBI's taxonomy places the organism in Eukaryota, Metazoa, Chordata, Amphibia, Anura, Bufonidae. The record is from RefSeq and is a predicted model, not a curated record. Gene Ontology annotation, cellular component: mitochondrion.